This is a messenger RNA of Zalophus californianus (California sea lion), 5245 nucleotides long. RefSeq names its product CD160 molecule (gene CD160). The record is from RefSeq and is a predicted model, not a curated record. Bases 178 to 717 code for a protein of 179 amino acids. Gene Ontology annotation, molecular function: transmembrane signaling receptor activity. Lineage: Eukaryota; Metazoa; Chordata; Mammalia; Carnivora; Otariidae. Gene Ontology annotation, biological process: regulation of adaptive immune response. Gene Ontology annotation, cellular component: plasma membrane. The transcript is spliced from 5 exons.
GAGACGACCAAAGAACAAGUCAGGGGCUGAGAGCUCAUUCAAAGUGCUUUCACCAGAGCCCCCAGGCUGAGAGCAAGAAAGAAGAACUUCUGUCCCAAGGAAAGUGAGGCCAAGGACAUAACUGGAGCCAACAUUUGCUUCAAGUUCCUGCGGCUGCUGACAACGUGCAGGACAGUGAUGGCACCUGGCAGAGGUUGCUUGGCCCUGGCCACUCUGCUGGCAAUUGUGGACAUCCAGCUUGGCGGGUGCAUGCACAUCCAAAGCUCAUUUCACCAGGAAGGAAAACGACUAAGCUUGAUCUGUACUUUGCAGUAUAAGAAAGAAGAGGCUGAGGGGGUUGUAGUGUUUUUGUGCAAGGACAGGUCUUCGGACUGUUUCCCCGAGACCAGCUUAGAGCAACUGAGACUUAAACGGGAUCCUGGGAGAGAUGGUGUCAGUGAAAGAUCAUCUAAGUUGGUGUUCACCAUAAACCAAACCACACCAUCGGACAGCGGGAGGUACCAGUGUUGUGCCACAAGCCAGAAGCCAGAAAUCCGCCUUCAGGGCCACUUUUUCUCUGUUUUAGUCACAGAGGCAGGGAACCACACAGUGAAAGGAUUGAAACAAACAGGGCACCCCGCGUUCAGUCGCAGUAAAGGCGCUCUCGGUUCAGACUUCCUGCGAGAAAAAGCCUGGGUGAUGCUCGUCACCGGCCUGGUGGCCCUUCAAGCUUUGUAAGCCUUGUGCCAGAAACUUUAAAAGAACAAGUUCCAGCAAGAUAAACCUCUUUACCUUGCUACCUUUCACAUUACAGCAUACACGGAGAUGAAAACAGCACAGGGGAAGAGAUGCUAAAUACGCCAAGAAUCUGGGAAAUAUAAGGUGGGACAAAUAAUGUAUUCCUUGACCUCCCCAUCUCACUGCCAUAACAAACCUGCCUUUCUUCCCACCUCUGUAACCACUCAAAAAAGAAAAAAAAAGAACAACUUUUACAAAAGUAGCUGGCGGACAGUUCUCACUCAAAUAUUGGAUUAAGUAUGUGGUACGUGUGUUUUUGUACUGAAGAAAAAGUUUUCCUCCCCCCUUCCUCCAACACAGUAAAAUAAACAAGCAAGCCAAACAAAAUGAGAACACCAAUUCUUUUUGAAGAAACUUUUAUUUAGCACUAGAAAGAAGAGAGAAGAAACAAGCAAAGAUAGGUAGGGCAGGAAACCUGAGAGCCCGAGCCAGUGACUGACUUGGCAAGAAAGUGAAGAAACGGAGAGACCCUGGCAUUCAACAGCAUCCCCAGUGUGGCUAGAGGAAGAGGAAGCUCUGUGUGCCCAGGUGCACCACACAGCAGAACGCCCAGCUCCAACUGAGUACCCGUCAGCCUCUUUGGUCAUAUCUCUUUCCUUUUAAAUAAAUGCCCAGAGUGAUAUUUGCAGCCUUUUCUUUUCUCCUAAAUUCACAAAUCCUCUUGUCGUUCUCUUUGGACGGAUGACCUCUUGUCAUAGUUAAAUGGGGGCAGGGUGAGGAGAGGAGGUGGACAACGACAGGGUAGUCCUGAGAGGAGGAACUACAUGAACCAAGAGAUUAAGACACAGACAAUUUAAUUGGAGCUAAACAGCAAGCCAGCAAAAGGAAACAGGACACCUUACCUGUGAUCCUUGGCCAGGACCUGCCAAAUGUGGGAGCGAAGGUUUGUGGGAAGAGAGAGAGAGAAAGGCUGAAAAAGAUGGGUUAGACCCUUAUUAGUGAUGGCGCAGACCCUCAAACUAAGGGCUCUGGGUUUUGUGCCUUAUGGAGGUAAAAAAGAGGAGGCAUGGAGUCAAAACACCUGGAUUCAAAUCCUGGCUCUUCAAUGUACCAGCUGUGUCCUUAGGCAAAUGAAGUUUUGAGACGCAAUUUCUGUCUACUUAUCUCUAAAUGGGAUCUUGCCUACUCUAUCUACUGUUUCUAUAGCAUUGCCCCGAGGAUCAAAUCUGAGAUUCUAGAUUUUAAACCCACAACCAUUUGAAUUCUGACUCCAAAGUCUCCAAAGCUUUCUCCAUUAAAUUAUGUUCACUUUAAUCUUUCUCUACCUGUUUUAUGUAGGUUUUGUUUCUAAAUUUUAAGCUCAUACGGGUGGAGAGGUCUUUUGCUAUUUACUAUUCAAAGAAUCUUCUGAAAUUUCCCAACAUUACACAAUCACUGGAAGUCUCACAAAGAAGCCACACCACAUCCUACUACAGAAAAUGUUCCAUCUAUUGUGCUAUACUAAUUAUAGUCUACACAUAAAAAUCUGCAGAAGGAUACAUGACCGCUGUCCAAGCUUGUUAAGACAUUCAAGAGCACUGGACUAUUAGCUCUAAGUAGAAUAAACAAAGCAACAGCAAGUCAGAACUCCCAUUUCUAAAGAAUUCAUUUUAUGUAUUCUGCUUAUCUCAAGACUUGGUCAAACAGAAAUGUGAAAUAUUCAUAUUCUGGCUUUAAAAAUUAUUGGUAUCACUGACUUCAAAUAAGCCUACAAAUUUCCAUGCAUGAAUAGGUAGUUUUCUGAACACACAUCUUAACCUCAAUCCAAAGGAGUGAUUCACAACCCAUUUGAACCUCUGUGGGGCCAUGGACUAUUAUAAGGAAUCUGUAUAAGCACUAUCUUCUGCCUGAAUAAAUAAUAUAUCUUACAAAUAUUUAUAUACUAUAUUUCAACUGGAUGUAGAUUAUGGUGUUACUAAUAAAGACAAACUGAUUUAAAAGCAUUACUGAUGGGUGCCUGGCUGGCUCAGCUAGAAGAACAUAUGACUCUUGAUCUCGGGGUCAUGAGUUUGAGCCCUACAUGGGGUGUAGAGAUUACUUUAAAAAAAAUUUUUUUUUAAAGCAUCACUGAAAUCACAGCAGCUUUUUGUUAUGUAUUUUUUCAUAAAAAAAUACUAAAAAUACAACUAUCAUCUUGUUGUGAGGAGUCUAAUAAUUUUUGGACCUUAAAAACAGUACACCUUAUUAGAAAAGGUAAAGAAACACAAGCCUACAUCCCAUGAAUCACAGAUACCCAGCUGAAAGAGGAAAGGCAACAAACAUAGACUCCACUUCUGUGGACACCAACUAAGUGCAUUCUGGCAAAACUUUAUAAGGUUUGUAUGUAUAUAAUCUUAGAGGUGAAUGCCUGUAAUUCCACUUAUCUGGCAGGUAUGAGAGAUCAAAACCUCAUGUCCUUUGGUUAAGACAAGGGCUCUACUUGGAUCCUAGAAAAUAUCUCCAGUUGUACACAUUGUAUUCUACACAUUCUACUUUAAACCCUGAGAGCAGCCCUGUGGUUCCUGGCCUAAGUGCUAAGACACUGACAUUACUGUUCGCUACAAUUUCCCCCCGCAGGGUGACCACUUGUGAUAUGUUCUCUCAACUUCCUGCCUCAGAACUUACAUGAGACUCAUUCUGGAAACUCUUAAUAAGAGUCUGCUCUCCAAACUCCCAAAUCCCUGUUGGUUUGUUCUGAUGAACAGCACUCUUAUCUUCCCACCUCCCUACCUCAGAAGCCAAAUAGUAGCUCAUGCUACUAUUUAUUCAUCAGCCCUGUUCCUCCUCCUAAAAUCUGUUUUCCUUCACAGAUGUCACUGGCCUGCCUAGACCAGCUCUUAACAACCAACUCUAAAGAGCUCCCUCUUCCAAAAAGCCCAAAAGGCUAUUCUAUUGUUGUUUAAAACAUACACAAACUAUGGUUCCCCUCCAGAUUAGUUUUUGUUAAGACUGAUAUCAUUUGUAUUCCUUGAGGAAAGAGCACGUGGAUACCAGAGUGAAAGAAACCGAAGCAUGCAGAAGGUCAAGAGAAAAGUCAAUUUGGUAACAGUAAUUUCUAAAAAAAUUUUUUUAAAAAUUUAAAAAGCAAUAGAUAAUUGCAUUUGAGUUCAACUAAUUAUACUACAGAAACAGAGGAUAAUAGCUACCCUCAAAGCCAUUUUUUCCCUCAAUCCUUAGAAAUGACUAGGCUUUUACCUCCAGUGAAUCCCUUACCCACACACUAUAUAGCAGGGUGUCUGGUUGGCAGCCAACCAACAGUGCCCCCUUAGCAGAGAACUAUGGAAACACAAGGGCCUACAGUGAGAGAAUCGGACUGAGGCUCCAGCCCUCUGCUGUACUGCUAACUUUACCCCCAAUAGCCACCACAUCCCUUUCUUCCUCUACUGUGAAAUGUACAUAUAUGAACACACACACACACACACACACACACUCUCUCUCUCUCUCUCUCACACACACACACACAAUGUGGAACACAAAGACAUAAACAAGGAAUUUUUCUUCUAUUAGCUAUUAAACCAAAGUGGAGCUGUUGGGAAAAAAAAUUCUUCCCCAGAAAACUUCCUUCAAAUUUGAGAACUAAUUAUUGGACCAGAGAGAGUACUGCUCAAAGAAAACAUCUAAUAAGCACUUGCUCAACUGUUGCAAAUGUUGACAACUAAAAUUUAUAAUAAGGUAGCUAUUUAAUUUAUAGUCAUCUCCACAUCUCCUACUAGAGUAAUUCCCUUUUCUUACAAAUUAGAACACUGUAAGGAAAAGUCCAGGAGCUACAGCAACAGGGACAAAUUGCCAUUCUGGAUUUUCCAUGAUUCCCAGCUUUUCAGAGAACUGGCAGUAGGAACUUUGAGGGAAAAUGAAUUUUAAGGCCAGAGUUAUUCUUUCUUCCUACUCCCAACUCAUUAGCUUAGAAAUUGUAAAGAUGUUGGAGAUCUCAGCUAAAUGUUCACCACUCUGCCCUUCCCACCCAGCUUCCCAGUUCUAUCCAGCCAGAUAACCCAUGUGAACCUGAGUUAGACUAAACCCUAUGGAAACUAUCCCAGAAGCAAUCAUCACUUGGAGGCAGCAAGGAGUUGCCCUAUAUCAGUUCCCAACUUGUAAGUUUACCAAUCUCUAGGAGGUCUCUCUAAUUAUGUGCUAACAAAUAGUUUUCCUCCCUCUAAUUUUUUUAUUUAUUUUUUAUUUUUUUUAAAGAUUUUAUUUAUUCAUUUGAGAGAGACAGAGAGCACAAGCAGGGGGAGAGGCAGAGGGAAAAACAGACUCUCUGCUGAGCCGGGAGCCCAAUGUGGGGCUCAAUCACAGAACCUGGAGACCACGACCUGAGCCAAAGGCAGACACUUAACAUUUGAGCCACCAGGCGCCCCUCUAAUUUCAACUUAUAGUGGACAAAGGGAAGAUAAAGAAGGAAAGACAUUCAUGAAUAAGAAAAUAUUCUGUUGGGGCACCUGGAUGGCUCAGUCAGUUAAGCCUCCAACUCUUGACUUUGGCUCAGGUCAUGACCUUGGGGUUGUGAGAU